This is a messenger RNA of Octopus sinensis (East Asian common octopus), 2547 nucleotides long. Its product is annotated as DNA repair and recombination protein RAD54-like. Gene Ontology annotation, biological process: reciprocal meiotic recombination; double-strand break repair via synthesis-dependent strand annealing. The coding region runs from base 271 to 2487 and encodes 738 amino acids. The record is from RefSeq and is a predicted model, not a curated record. Gene Ontology annotation, molecular function: ATP-dependent chromatin remodeler activity; DNA translocase activity; ATP binding. Gene Ontology annotation, cellular component: nucleus. The transcript has a single exon. Lineage: Eukaryota; Metazoa; Mollusca; Cephalopoda; Octopoda; Octopodidae.
UGGCGGGUAAACGUGAAAACGGACAUUUCGAUCAUUGUCUGUUAAUUAUUAAUUAAUUAUGAAUGUUUGUUGGCUGCCGACACAAGUGAGUAAAUUUUCUCAUAUCAAACAACAAACUUUGUAAAAAAGAACAUUUUCAUUGUCGUCAACCAUGUUUAUUUUGAAUAUUCCCGAUUGUUAGACAAGUAUUUACUGUCACAUAUAUAUAUAUAUAUAUACACACACACAUACAACAUUGUAUUGGUGAUAAUCUAGUCGGAGUGGUACAGGAUGCGGCGAAGUUUAGCCCCGAGUAAAGUAUCAACCUGUAAAAGGAAAUUCGAUGAUACUAACCAUUUCACUCAGUUUAAAAAAUGCCGACCUCUGGAAACUUCAUCACCAGCAUCACAACGUCCGGCUUUAACAACCCUUGACAACAAUAAAUUCAUAUACACUACACCUAAUCAUUCUGAACAUGAGGCCUUUAUCCGCAAAAUCUUAUCGAAGCCUUUCCGAAUACCAAUUCUAAAUUAUAAAGGCGCGACACUUUCCAGUAAAGCAUUGGGAGUUCGUAGGCAAGGAACUCGAAAUGCCCUGCACGACCCCGAUGAAGAAGGAGCCUUGAUUUUGUAUUCUCCACCGGAACUCUCAGCUCAUGAGCUGGUGAAAAUGAACUCUGAAAAGUUGCCUGUCCAUGUAGUUGUUGACCCUUUGUUGUCCAAAGUGUUACGUCCUCAUCAACGAGAAGGGGUUAAAUUUAUGUAUGACUGUGUAACUGGACAGCAGAUAGAAAACAGUUACGGCUGUAUAAUGGCUGACGAAAUGGGGUUAGGGAAAACGUUACAGUGUAUCACAUUAAUGUGGACACUGCUUCGCCAGAGUCCAGACUGUUGUCCAUUGAUUAACAAAGCUGCCAUUGUAUCUCCCAGCAGUUUGGUCAAGAAUUGGGCCAACGAAAUCAAUAAAUGGUUGCCAGGAAAGAUAAACCCGUUAGUGGUGGAUUCGGGCAGUAAGAGUGAAAUUGACCGCAAUUUAAAUCAUUUCAUGAGAUCACAGGGUCACCGAAUCACAAACAACGUGUUAAUUAUUUCCUAUGAGACAUUCCGACUUCAUGCAGAAGUACUUCACCGGGGUAGUGUAGGUCUGAUCAUCUGUGACGAAGGACAUCGUCUCAAAAACUCAGAGAACCAAACCUACCAAGCAUUAGACAAACUUAAUGUUCAGAAAAGACUGUUAUUGUCUGGUACACCAAUCCAGAACGAUCUUUUGGAGUAUUUCAGUUUAGUUCACUUUGUCAACAAAGGAGUUUUGGGAACUGCUAAAGAAUUCAAGAAGAAUUUUGAGAAUCCUAUUCUUCGAGGAAGGGAUGCUGAUGCUUCUGAUGCUCAGCACCAAAAAGGUCAAGAAAAACUAAAAGAAUUAUUAGAAACAGUCAACAGAUGUAUUAUUCGUCGUACACAAGAGCUACUAACAAAAUAUCUCCCUGUGAAAAUUGAACAGGUUAUCUGCUGUAAUAUGACGCCAAUCCAAACUGAAUUGUACAAACGGUUUGUGAAAUCUAAAGCCGCUCAAGCUUUAAUUGAAAACCGAGAUGGCAAAAUGACAGCAAGUUCGCUUGCAGCCAUCACAUCUUUGAAGAAACUGUGUAACCACCCUGAUUUAAUUUAUGACAAAUGCAGUCAACGGGUCGAUGGCUUUGAAGACUGUCUUGAGGUGUUUCCUAGCAAUUAUAAUCCAAAAAUUUUGUUGCCAGAAUUAUCUGGUAAAUUCCUUUUGUUAGAUUAUCUGCUGGCUGUGAUAAAAGCCAACUCCAAUGAUAAAGUAGUGUUGGUUUCUAAUUACACAAAUACUUUAGACUUGUUUGAAAAUUUAUGUAAACAGAGAAAAUAUACCUGGGUCAGACUUGAUGGAACAAUGUCGGUGAAAAAACGAGCAAAAAUUGUUGAAAAAUUCAAUGAUCCACUCAGUACAGAAUUUAUUUUCAUGCUCAGUAGCAAAGCUGGUGGGUGUGGCCUUAAUCUCAUUGGCGCUAAUCGUUUAGUGAUGUUUGAUCCUGAUUGGAAUCCAGCCAACGACGAUCAAGCUAUGGCCAGAUGUUGGCGUGAUGGACAAAAGAAGCAAUGUUACAUUUACAGACUUGUUGCCACUGGCUCUAUUGAAGAAAUGAUCUUCCAGCGCCAAGCACACAAAAAGGCAUUAAGUAGUUGUGUGGUCGAUAACGAAGAUGUAGAGAGGCAUUUUAGCCGGGAAGAUUUAAGAAAUUUGUUUCAACUGAAUGAAAAUACUAAGAGUGACACACAUGAUAAAUUCAAAUGCCGUCGAUGUGUUAACAAUAUUCAAGUGAAAAGUCCACCUGAAGACUCUAAUUGUAAUUCAGAUCUUUCGCUAUGGCAUCAUGGCAUUGACAAAAAAGGAAUUGUAGACACUAUGCUAAAAAUGGCUUGGCACCCAACUGUUAGUUUUAUAUUCUAUCACAGGUCUCAUGAGGAACAAAGAAAAACUGUCUAAAUACUAAACUACUUCCACUCGUUUUUUUUUCUUGCCAAAAAUAAACAUUUAUUUAUUCAA